CAGAGUCUCAAAGCACAGGAAAACCUCCCUGCCGCUGAUUAGCCAUUUCCCUUCUUGCAGCGCACUCGCACUGCAUGGGGGUCUUGCCAGGGAACGAGAAGGGAGGGGAUAUUUUAAUGGCCGCCAGCAGCACUACAGAAUGCAAAAAGUCCGGAUUAUCCUCUAUAUUUAGACUAUGCUAGCUACGGGUGCGUUUUGGUCUCUUUUUUUUGGUAACGAGCGCUGCUCUGGGGACAUAUUCGGAUUGGAGAUGUGUUUAUAGUGUUGUUUCUACUGCGCUGAACAGACUUUACCCGCUUGAUUUGUGCGUGAGUGGGAGAUCAGGCCUAGCCGGCUGGCUAAAAAACAAGCGGACGUUUAGCUAGUCACAGGAGUUGAAAGGGAAUAUGUAACACACAGCAACCGACAUGACAUCCAGAUUUGGUAAAACGUACAACCGCAAGGGAGGGGAGGCUAAUUCGAAAUUUGAAGAGGUCUUCUCCAAUAAAAAGCCCACACUGACCACCAAAUGGGGGGAGACCACCUACAAGGCCCAGCUGGGGGCCAAAAGGCCUCUGUUAAAAUCUGAUGUUUCUGAGCUUCCCAAGAGGCCCAGGCUUGAGGACAGCGACAGUGAAGAAGACCCAUUUGGGUUUGAUAGUGAUGAUGAAUCCAAGGCUGUAACCUCUCACAGCGUGUCCCAGUCAAAAGUCAAUGAAGAGGACUUGACAAAGACGACUGCAGUGCAGAGCGGUGUGACAGCCACUGUUGUGACUAAUGCACAGCACUCUGCAAGCUCAACAACCAGCUUCACAAGCAAGCAAACAUCUGAAGUGAAGGUUGUUAAGAAUAACCAGCCCUGGUACAAAAUUGCAUCAGAUAGCAACCAAAAACCUGCAUGCACAGCCUCUUUGUCAGACGCAGUCCCCUCUGGUGUUCAGAACUUCUCAGCAUCCCAGAGGCCCAUUUCCUCCUCUCUCAAUAUAGACACCUCCCUUAACCUGUCCAUUAAUGCACCAGGUGGUAGUAGAGACUUCCAAACCUCUUCCUCUUAUGAUGGACUGCCAUCAGAAGAAAUGCAAAGUGCUGAGCAGGAGCCUCCCACAGAGCCUCCACCAGCACCAGUGGACAACAUUCCCCCUUCCCCAUUUACCUUAAGGGCCUCAAACUGCAAGAAAUACCAGCGGCCCAACAGGCAUGACAAAACAUCCUCUGAACCUGCUGAAAACCACAGCAACAAGCCCACUGAAACAGCGAGUGCCCAAGAUAAACCCAACAGUGUCCUUUCUGCUAGUGCAAGUAGUACUGCUGCCACUGCUAAAACAGCAGCUAAGCCCGCAGGCAGGGGUGGUGGGAGGGUACGGGACUACACGGUUCUGCACCCUUCCUGUCUGUCAGUGUGCAACGUCACCAUCCAGGACUCAAUAGAGCGGAGCAUUGAUGAACUGGUCACCCCAGCUGCCCCUGCUGACCUUGGCGAAGCAGGCCAGAUGAAGAAGAAAUCAGACGCUCCCCCAUCCAAGCCUACCAGGUUCAGGCCCACACAGACAAAGGCCAAGAAGACCAAGACUGAGACCAAGCUAGAGUUUUUCGGCUUUGAAGACAAAGAGGACCCAGAGGGCGAGGAGGGUCCAGAAGGUGGCAUGGCAGGCAAGAGUAGCUACAAAAUCAAGUACUUUGGCUUUGACGACUUGAGUGAGAGUGACAGCGAUGAUGAGAGCUCUCAGGCCAAAGAGAAGAAGGCCAAGAAGGCGGCUGCAGCCUUAGCUGCUCUGAGCUCCAGUGUGGACAGCCCUCAUACCAGUGACUCUCAGGAUAGCCAGGCCAGCAGCAACACAGAUGCUUUUGACUUCUCUGAUGACUCCAGUCCUGGUGCCACUGAGGUGCAGAAAGGACGCUCAGGGAAGCCCAGUGACAAAUCCAAGGACAUUGGCAGUGGACUCAAAAAGAUCUUCAGUGGACCCAAAAAGUCCCCUGCUAAAGCUGUGUACAACGCUCGCCAUUGGAACCAGCCUGAGCCUGAAGAGAUCCCUGUACCUCCACUUUCUCGAUCUCAAACCGCUCCGGCCAUUUUAUCGAGCAGCAGCAAGGACAGCAACUCCCAUAAAGAUGAUGGCUUGUUCAAAGCCCCUCCACCUCCGCCCAAAGUCAUUAAGUCAGAGACCAUCCCCACGCGACUUAACCAAGAUAUUGUCACAGCGCUCAAAUGCAGGAAGGAGCACAAGGAGCUGUACACGGUGGUGCAGCAUGUGAAGCACUUCAAUGACGUGGUGGAGUUUGGAGAGAAUCAAGAGUUCACAGAUGAUUUUGAGUACCUGGAGACGGGGCUGAAGAGCAGUCAGCCACUCAACACAAGAUGCCUUAGUAUAAUCAGCCUGGCCACUCGGUGUGCCAUGCCCAGUUUCAGGAUGCACCUGCGGGCCAGAGGGAAAGUGGCGCAGGUCUUCAAAAUGCUCAGUGAUGCUCCACAACACCCAAACCUUGGUCUGUGCACGGCCGCCCUGAUGUACAUUCUGAGUCGGGAUCGUCUUAACAUGGAUCUGGACAGGGCCUGCCUGGAGCUUAUGAUCAAGCUGCUGGAGCUGGACCAGGAUUACUCGGCCCACCAGGAUCAGCUCACCGCAAAGGAGGUGGAAAAGGUCAAGGAGAAGAUCAGGAAGCUGUGUGAGACAGUACACAACAAGCACCUCGACUUGGAGAACAUUACGACGGGCCUCCUUGCUAUGGAGACAUUGCUCUCACUAACCUCCAAGAGAGCCGGGGAUUGGUUUAAAGAAGAACUGCGGCUAUUGGGAGGUUUGGAUCAUAUUGUAGACAAAGUUAAAGAGUGUGUUCAGAACCUGAGCCAAGAGGAUGACAAGGAGAACCUCGUAGCAUCUUUAUGGGGGGCUGAGAGGUGUCUGAGAGUGCUUGAAAGUGUGACAGUCCAGAACCCAGAAAACCAGGGUUACUUGAUUGCCUACAAAGACUCACAGCUCAUUGUCUCCUCUGCCAGAGCUUUGCGGUACUGCGAGGAUAUGAUCCAGCGGUACAGCAGAGCAUUAAACAACAGCUCUUUGUCAUCGUCUGGUGCAGCACUGCCUCACUGCAGCUUCAGUAACGUGGGCAAGGCGGUGGAGGACUGUAUGAGGGCUAUCAUAGGAGUGCUGCUCAACCUUACCCAUGACAAUGAGUGGGGAAGCACUAAGACAGGUGAGCAGGAGCAGCUAACAGUAACUGCUCUGAAUUGCGUCCUCCGAGUUCCGCGCUACAUCCCCCAGGAGCAGCGCUUUGACGUGCGAGUACUGGGCCUGGGUCUACUAAUUAACCUUGUGGAGUACAGCUCCAGAAACCGCCACUGUCUGGUAGACAUGGAGUACAGUGUUGACGACACCUGUCUGGAAGACAGCCUGAUGCAGCCUGCUGACCCAACCCAAUCUGACACAGCGGCAGCGUCCGCACCGCCAAGCACAGCUGUGACUCAGGGAGACGGGGCUGACAAACCCAAGCCCUCCGGUGCUUUGGCUGCCCUGGUGAAGCUCUUCCUGGAGAGGGAGCGUGCUGCCAUCCUGGCUGAGGCUAAGACUGACGACCUCAUCAGCGAGGCUCCCAAGCCGGCACUGGACCAAAGCGGAGAGUGGCAGGAGACGUCGGGAGAGAUCCAGUGGGUUGCAGCCGAAACCAACGACAGCCAAACUGAGAAUAAAGAGAGUGAGAAGAAAGAGGAGGAGGAUGAAGAGUUGGACCUAAAUAAAGCUCUGCAGCAUGCAGGCAAGCAUAUGGAGGACAGUAUUGUUGCCUCCUACACCGCUCUGCUGCUGGGCUGCCUCUGCCAGGGCAGCCAGAUAAAUGUGACUACUGUGAGAGAGCAUCUACCUAAAGGGGAUUUCUCCAUCAUGACAGAAAUGCUGAAGAAGUUCUUGAGUUUCAUGAACCUCACUUGUGCAAUGGGCACUACAGGACAGAAGUCCAUCUCGCGGGUCAUCGACUACCUGGAGCACUGUUAACAGACAGCCAGACAGCGAACUCACACUCUGCACAUUAAAGGGAUCCCAGGCUAUUCUGGUUCCCCCUACCUGACAGGAGCCGCAAGGGGUCAUUGGAGACUCAGCAGCAUUCCCUUGACUUCACCAGAUCACCCAAUGCUGUGAUCACUGAAUUUUCUCCGAUAAAGGCAUACGCUGAUGUGUGUGUGUGUGUGUGUGUCUGUGUGUAAACACACAAAUAUAAAAGUUUCACUCCCUCUCUGGAGCACAGCCUGAACCAAAGCCCUGCUUAGCUGACAGACAUGCAGAUUCCUUCAGUUCCACUCAACUAACGCCACAUUCAGAGUGAGAUCGAGAUUCAUCCUCAGGUAACGGGGAAUAUGGCAGAGGCUAGUAACUGAGGUAGAGUCUUCUGUCCGCUGUCUGGUCUCGAUUCUUGGUCGCUUAGCUGGAGUGUGAACCUCUGAAUCAAAUUUUAUGGAUCAUUACAUUUUAAUCUCUACUCAUCCACAUCAAAGCCAAGGGUGAAAUCAUUGAUUAGCAUGAAAAACUGUCUUUUUCAUGGAUGUUAAAAUUACAUCUGUAUGUGUAAACUUGUGUGGAAUGCAUACAUCCAUUUACAUGUACAUGUUUGCAAUUGACUUGUAUGUGUAGGGGGAAGAGUAUUUUUAAGCAUUUAUUUUUAUGUUCUCAUUGUGCCCAUUAAUUUUAUAAACAGAGUUAGCAAGUCGUGUAGGCGUUCUCUCACAAGUUCUUAGAUUUUUCCUUUUUCCUUGAGGACAAUUUUUUUCACCCAAACUAUGAAUUACUUUUAAAGAAAUCAUGACUGCGUGACAUGCCGACUUUGAUAGGAUGUCCUUUAUUUAACUGAUAAUGGCAUUUGCAAAUUACAUGCUGUUAUGAUUUUUGAACUUACCCAUUAUCCAUUUGGUCAUAUUUUAAUUUGUUUAGAUUUUUUAAAUUUGAAUUAAUUCAACAGUGUGUAAUUACAGUAUGCAUUUAUACUCACCGAUAUAACAGAUGUGAUGAAUUGCUAAAAAAAAUUGAUGGUUGUGCUUCCUUUUGAAUUUGUAAUGAAGUAAAUUUUUUUAAAUGUAUUUAUUUUAAUGCUUUCUCCUCCUUUUGUAAAUGCAAAGCCUUUACCUAGUGAGAUGUCAUUGUGUCAAGUUUCACAUCAUGUUUCAUUAGAAUAUAUCCCAUGUUACACAGCUCAAUGGCUGGACAUAGUACAUGUAAGUGACAGAUUUUAUGGUUUUGGCUUAAACCCAUACAAAUUUCAUCAAAACCUGCUGCAUUUAAUAAAAUAGGAAAUGUCAUUUUUAUGCUCAUGUUAAUUGACGUGGGGGAUUUCCUGACGGCUUCAUGUUUCUGUAUGUCCAGCCACAUGUAGCUUCAUGUUUUUACUUAUUGUAUCAUGCUGUCUCUGCAUUGGACGACAUGCAUUAAGCUCCCAUUUAUUUAUUCUUUUGUGGUGUCAUUUUACCUGUGAUGAUGCAGAUGAACCUUCAAAACGCCGCCGCCUUCACAUGUACGAUCACUGAUUUGAAUGACAGCCAUACCUGUAUACGCAGAUUAGUUUUAUCUGGUUUGUAGGGCUGCAGUGAACAUGACUGCAACUGUGUUUACUGUUAAUUACUUUGCAAAAUUCUGGUCUGAAUGGAAUUUUAGACUGUAAAUACUCCUGUAAAUAGCAGUUAAUGGGCAUUUAAAAUGCUUAGACUACUUUUUUCCCUGAAGCUGAUAUUUUUAUUUUAUACAAAUAUUUCUGAGUUGUCAUUUGAAAAAACAAAAAUCGCAGGAAGAGAGGGGGGGGGGGAUUGUUUGUACCCGUUUCAAGGACAUUGUCUUUGCUUACAUGUAAAUAGUUGUAUCUCAAAAAGAAAAAAAAAGUUGCUACUUUCAGUACACUCCCUAUGUGUUUUCUUCUUUGAAUUGUUUGAACAACAGGAGUGCUUUUGUUCAUUUCCAGACUUGUGAGUUGAACUUUUUUUUAUGAAUUCAGAGCUACGGGAGGUAAACACUUUACCGAACAGAA
Messenger RNA from Siniperca chuatsi (mandarin fish), 5979 nucleotides. It is a transcript of the gene wapla, whose product is annotated as WAPL cohesin release factor a. Bases 408 to 3965 code for a protein of 1185 amino acids. Gene Ontology annotation, biological process: regulation of chromosome condensation. NCBI's taxonomy places the organism in Eukaryota, Metazoa, Chordata, Actinopteri, Centrarchiformes, Sinipercidae. The transcript has 20 exons. The record is from RefSeq and is a predicted model, not a curated record.